GCCGAUGUGGGACUUUCAUCAUCCAAUAUAGUUCUCCUCUUCAACCAAUAUGAGAUCUCACAAUAAAAUUUUGGACGAUUUUUCGAUUUAUACCCUUGCAAGGAUAAUACGUCACCCAUAAGUUUAAAAGGGAAUAUAUUAUAAAAGUAUAUGGUAUAUGGUAAGAAGUUAGGUUAAGGUAGUUUAGAAUAAGAAUUUUGAAUUCAAAUUUAGAAGUUUUGCCAAAAUAUUUAGUUUGGUGAACAGGACAUAGACAAGAAGAACAUCCUUGUCGUUCAAACCCUGAGGAACAUGAUAAUGGGUUCAAUCUUGAUGGCCACCACCUCGAUUCUCCUCUGCGCCGGCCUCGCCGCCGUCCUCAGCAGCACCUACAGCAUCAAAAAGCCGCUGACCAACGCCGUCUACGGUGCCCACGGGGAGUUCACAGCGGCUCUGAAGUUUAUAACAAUCCUAACCAUAUUCAUCUUCUCGUUCUUCUUCCACAGUUUGUCGAUCAGGUUCAUGAACCUUGGUGGGGUUCUGAUCAGCGCCCCAUUGCAGCCCUUGUCCGUGCUGACAGAGCAGCAUUUGGUCGACAUUUUGGAGAAAGGCUGUGUUUUGAACACCAUUGGAAAUAGACUCUUCUAUUCAGCUCUCCCAUUGGUGCUUUGGAUUUGUGGGCCGUUGCUGGUUUUCUUGUGCUUUGGGGUUAUGCUGUUUGUGCUUUAUAAUCUUGACUUUGUGUGUAACAAGAGGAUUAAUGGGAAGAUGAAUGAGUGAGCUAGCACAAUAUCUUAACCAAUUAACUUGUGUAGAGACUAAAAUUGAUGUAUGAGUCUUUAACAUA
Cucurbita pepo subsp. pepo (vegetable marrow) is the source of this 826-nucleotide messenger RNA. Lineage: Eukaryota; Viridiplantae; Streptophyta; Magnoliopsida; Cucurbitales; Cucurbitaceae. The record is from RefSeq and is a predicted model, not a curated record.